Messenger RNA from Hepatospora eriocheir, 588 nucleotides. The record is from the annotation of a GenBank genome assembly. Lineage: Eukaryota; Fungi; Microsporidia; Hepatosporidae.
AUGAUUUAUUCAAUUAUUCUAAGUACAGUGGUAAUUUUUUGUUCUGAUGAAUUUAAGCUUAAAGAAGCAAUAAUUACUUCAGUGCCUGUAAAAAUAGUUGUUAAAGAAACAUGUAAAAAUGAAGAAUUAACAGAAACAAACUUUCCACCUUUAAAAAUUGAUUCUCAACCUAAAGAAAGUUCUUCUAAUUCUGAUGUAGAUGAUAAAAUCGUAAGAAGUACAUCAAGUUGUUUAUCAGAAAACGAGCCUGACUUAAAUACAUCUGAUCAAGACACUACAAAACAAGAAAAACAAGAAUUUGAGGUUUUAAAUUUACCAUUUGAGAAAUUGAAUUUACUUGCUAUUGAAUCAUCAGUAUUAAAUAGUGAUGAUUUUUUCUCUUUUAAUCCAUCAGAAUUUGAACUAGUCACUUUAAAUCAAUUAGAUAAAGAAAAUGAUGAAAAUCCAGAUGAACCUAGAUUAAAAAAGCAAAAGGUUGAUUGUGAUGAUAACCUUUUUAAUCCAUCAGAAUUUGAACUUGAUACUUUAAAUCAAUUAGAAAAAGAAAAUGAUGAUAAUUUAGAUGAACCUAGUACUUCAAAAAAGUAA